This is a messenger RNA of Poecilia reticulata (guppy), 1655 nucleotides long. The record is from RefSeq and is a predicted model, not a curated record. NCBI's taxonomy places the organism in Eukaryota, Metazoa, Chordata, Actinopteri, Cyprinodontiformes, Poeciliidae.
UGCUGUUCUCUCAUUGGAAUUCCCUUGGAAGGUUUCAGAAGCACAACUAAUGCAUCAAGGAAGGAGGUUCCACAGUCAGAGUCGGGGAAGACGUGAGAGCAUUUGGAGGCAUUCCGUGUCUUUGGCGCCCUUUUCCCUUUGUACCUCACUUAUGCAAUGUGCAGCAACAGCUCAUGUACAAGAUGCGUCUCACACAGAAAGAAAAGACGCGGAGCGGCUUGAGUAGAAGGAUGCUUGACAGACAGAAAGGAGUGAGCUCUGCAGCAGGAUCCCCACAGCGCUGCUGAACAUAAAACUGCGUGACUGGUCUCCGCAAGCAGAAGGGAGGAGAGAGGAGAGAAGGGAGGAAGGCAGAGAAGAAGGCAGGGGGAGGGGAGGCAGCUCAGUUCAGUGCGAUGCUGUAGCUGAGUGGAUGAGGCAGCAGCAUCAGCACCACUAGCUGUAGCAUCGUCUCCUUUUGUGGAGGCUGGGGCGGGGGCUUGGGGGGGAGCUGUCUUGUAGCUGCUGCAGGAUCAACAUUAUCUGCAUACACAGAAACAUAUCCGGUCACCUCGUCACACGCACCCAUGCCGUGGCGGCCAGAGACGAGGAGGUGGUGGUAAGUGACGGGGUAAGCUCGGGGGACAGGAGGAAACAGGGACGGCUGGAGGGAUCCCAAACGUGAGGAGGGCUGGAGCGACGGUGACUGGAGCAGAAGCAGCAGCAGCAGUAGCAGCAGCAGUAGCAGCGGCACCAUGGCGCAAGCUGCCAAGCAGCUCCGCAAGACCAAGGACCUCGCAGAGGCCGCCGCCCAGGAGCAGCGGGAGAAGGAGGAGGAGAAGAUCAAAAAGAGGAAUCGAUCCAGAGACCGCAGACGCAAGGCGGAUGCAGCCACCAGCUUCCUGCGUGCGGCUCGAUCGGGGAACCUGGACAAGGCCCUGGAUCACAUUAAGAACAGGAUAGACAUCAACACCUCUAAUCAAAAUGGUCUUAAUGGGUUACACCUGGCCUCUAAAGAGGGCCAUGUCAAAAUGGUUUUGGAGCUGCUGCACUCUGGCAUUGAACUGGAAGCAACCACCAAGAAAGGGAACACGGCUCUCCAUAUCGCAGCUCUGGCGGGGCAGGAGAAAGUGGUGGCUGAGCUCGUCAACUACGGUGCCAACGUUAAUGCUCAGUCACAUAAAGGCUUCAGUCCGCUCUACAUGGCUGCACAGGAGAAUCAUUUAGAGGUGGUCAAGUUUCUGCUUGAGAACGGUGCAAAUCAGAGUCUCCCAACUGAGGAUGGCUUCACGCCCCUCGCGGUGGCCCUCCAGCAGGGCCAUGAAAACGUYGUGGCGCUGCUCAUCAACUACGGCACGAAGGGGAAGGUCCGCCUUCCAGCGCUCCACAUAGCUGCACGAAACGACGACACUCGCACUGCCGCUGUCCUGCUGCAAAACGACCCCAACCCCGAUGUACUCAGCAAGACUGGUUUCACCCCGCUACAUAUCGCAGCUCACUAUGAAAACAUGAGUGUAGCGCAGCUGCUGCUGAACAGAGGAGCAAAUGUAAACUUCACCCCCAAGGUCAGUUUUYCUGAGCCUUGAUGCAUUAAACAUUAGAUCAAGACGCUGCAGGGUCUUUGCAUGAGCCAGGUACAACAAAAUAACAGCGUCUCAGCAAACAUUCACAUAUAA